AUGAAGAUACUGAAUCGAGGAACAAGGAGUCUGCAGAGAAUAUCAAGUCGCGGAUCCGAUGAAAGCAUCAUAAGACAAUCCGCCGGUGGUGAUUCCAGUGACAGUCAAGAUGAAGUCGCAUCAGACAAUCAUCAACAUCAAGUUCACACGGACAUCCAACCUGAUCCAGCUCUUGGACGUCUGAUGACAUUCGUUCGUCCUGAUCCAAGAGACCUCGAUGCGUUCGAACCACCAGAGUCUCACUUUUGGGAUGAAGUCAAGGUCGCGCUGAAGUGGAGAACUGUGUCUGCAAUCAUCGUCAGGAAACUAUGGUCCUUGCUACCAAUUGUACAUUGGCUUCCGUACUACAGAUGGAAACAGGAAUUGAAGGGUGAUCUUCUAGCUGGUCUCACAGUUUCAGUGAUAUCUGUGCCUCAAUCCAUUGCAUUCGCCCAAUUGGCAGGAAUGCCACCGGCGUUUGGCUUAUAUACGAAUCUAGUACCGCCUGCAAUCUACUUCUUUCUUGGCACCUCGCCGCAUCUGUCUGUUGGACCAGUUGCAGUGAAUUCUUUAUUCAUAGCUGCUUCAUUACUGCCGCUCGCAGCUGCAGAAAGUGCGCGUUAUGUUGAUCUGGCUCUUUUACAAGGAAUAUUAGCAGGAUUCUUCGCUCUGGGCCUGGGAUUAGCCAAUCUUGGUGUCGCUGUUACCUUCAUCUCGCCUGGUGUCAUCACUGGCUUUACCGCUGCUACCGCCAUUAUCAUAGUCUUAAGCCAAAUGUCAUCUCUUCUCGGGUUGAGUGGAGUCACCAGAUCUGCUUAUGCCUCGGUAUCACUAUACAAUUUAUGUGUGCAGCUUCCAACCGCACGUUGGCAGUCGGUUGUAUUUGGGGUAACUAGUUUGGCUGCCCUGCUGUUACUGAGACGAGUAAAGAUAUUAUCACGACCAUCGGUAUUGAUUGUCUCUGUGGUCGCCACUGUCUUGUCUUGGAUUGUGUGUACAAAGGCAUCAUUUACACUUGAUGUCGUUGGGUUUGUACCACCGGGACUACCACCACUAUUUGUUCCCUCGUUCAACUCUGACGAUGUCACCUCUGUGAUUGCCAGCAGUUUCGCGGUAGCAAUCCUCGGAUAUAUUCAAUCAAUAGCAGUUGCUAAGAAACUUGCAGAAGGGACCGAAGUCGAAAUAAAUCCAUCUCAAGAAUUAGUUGCUUUGGGCAGUGCCAAGCUUGGAGGUGCUUUGUUUGGUGGAUUUGACGCAACUGGAUCUAUAUCGAGAAGUGUGGUGAACAUGCAGGCGGGUGGAACCACUCAGAUGGCAGCUGCAUUCUCAGUUAUUGUAGUCAUUAUAAGUUUGCUGGUCUUGACUCCACUGUUUUAUUGGCUUCCUCGGUCGACACUAGCAGGGACGAUCAUCGCUAGUGCAGUUGGGAUGGUGGACAUUGCAGCUUACAAAACGAUGUUUCGAGUAAAUCCGAGAGAUUUCAUAAUCGCAGUCUUAACAGCCGUCGUCACGUUUGGUGCUACUAUACAAAUCGGUCUAGCUGUUGGUGUGGGUGCUUCACUCUUUGCAAUCAUCCUUCAAACGACCUCUGCCCACGAAGCCAUACUUGGAGAGGUUCAGCCCGGAGUGUUUCGGGACAUUCGAAGGAAGAAGAGUGCUGUGUCGUUUCCCAAGAUUGUGAUAUAUAGAUUUGAUGGACAAUUGCACUUUGCAAAUGUGGAGAGGUUUCGGUCUCAUGUUGUUGGGAUUGUUACGGGGGAGUGGAAGGGAGGCCCGGACUGGAUUGAGAAGCCAUUGUCACGGUCACCAUCGUUUGCAGAGGUUCGGAAGAGCUCUAGGUUUAACCGAGACUACGAUGUCGAGCUGUCGAACGUGAUUAGUAAAGAUAAGCCAAGGUUUAUAAUCGUCGAUGGAUCUGGGAUCAACGACAUAGACUCUUCGGCAGCCGCUGUGCUCGUCUCGCUAUCAUCCUCACUGCGCAAGUAUGGUAGCGUGAAACUGCUAUUUGCAAACAUGAAGGGCCAGAUCCGAGACGUAUUGUUUAAACAAGUGUCUGGUCACUUUGACCCGUCAAGUGCACCUUCUACACCACAACUCGGAUCAAAGCCUCGUUUAGAAGGGCUACGUCGGGAACAAUUCUUUUUGGGUGUAUCUGGGGCAUUGAGAUAUGCACAAGAAGCGGUGGCCUUUGAAGAACAGCGCCAAAGGACUUUACGUGAAUUUGCUUUUACUCAUUCCAUUGACGUAACUCAUGAUAUUUCUGCUGCUGUCGCAUCUGGGUCUGAAUAA
This is a messenger RNA of Synchytrium microbalum, 2268 nucleotides long. RefSeq lists its product as uncharacterized. NCBI's taxonomy places the organism in Eukaryota, Fungi, Chytridiomycota, Chytridiomycetes, Synchytriales, Synchytriaceae. The transcript is spliced from 9 exons. Gene Ontology annotation, biological process: transmembrane transport. Bases 1 to 2268 code for a protein of 755 amino acids. Gene Ontology annotation, cellular component: membrane. The record is from RefSeq and is a predicted model, not a curated record.